Messenger RNA from Funneliformis mosseae, 981 nucleotides. Lineage: Eukaryota; Fungi; Glomeromycota; Glomeromycetes; Glomerales; Glomeraceae. The record is from the annotation of a GenBank genome assembly.
AUGACCACGGAAAAGCAAACUCCACUCUUAGUUGACUUGCAUGUGAAAUACAUUCAGUCACUUGACACGAAAAAGGACGACUUGGAAUACUGGUUAACAGAACAUUUACGUUUGAGUGGUGUUUACUGGGGCCUCACAGCUUUGGACUUGUUAAACAAUGUUGAUGCGCUUAAGAAAGAAGACGUGGUGAAGUAUGUGAUUUCUUGUCAGCAUGAUAAUGGUAGUCUCAGUGGAUUUGGUGGACAUGUCGGACAUGAUCCGCAUUUAUUGUAUACGCUCUAUUCGGUGCAAAUUUUGGUAAUUGAAGAUUCAUUAGAUGCUGUAAAUGUGGAUAAAAUUGUUGAAUAUGUUGCCUCUCUUCAAGAUCACGCGACAGGAGCUUUUAGGGGAGAUGAAUGGGGAGAGAUUGAUACUCGAUUCUCCUAUGGUGCUUUAUCUUGUCUUUCCCUAUUGAAGCGUUUAGAUGCUGUAAAUGUUUCAAAAGCUGUUGAAUUCAUUAUGCUUUGUAAGAAUUUUGAUGGAGGAUUUGGUAGUUCACCUGGAGCAGAAUCACAUGCGGGUCAAAUUUUUUGUUGCGUCGGCGCUCUUGCCAUCGUUAAUUCGUUACAUUUGGUCGAUGCUGAUUUACUUGGAUGGUGGCUCUGUGAACGACAAUUGAAAAAUGGUGGAUUAAACGGGCGACCAGAGAAACUUGAAGACGUGUGUUACUCCUGGUGGGUUCUUUCUGCGCUUAGUAUCCUGGGCAGGUUACAUUGGAUUAAUAAAGAAAAGUUGAUUGAAUUUGUGUUGGCUGCUCAGGAUCCUGAAGGUGGAGGCAUUGCUGAUAGACCAGGAGAUAUGGUGGAUGUAUUUCAUACCUUGUUCGGAAUUGCAGGUUUAUCGUUGUUAGGAUACCCAGGUUUGAAAUUGGUCGAUCCAGUUUAUUGUUUACCAAAACACGUUGUGCAAAGAAUCGGAUUGGCGGAGAGAUAUCAUGUAUAA